Calidris pugnax (ruff) is the source of this 7398-nucleotide messenger RNA. RefSeq names its product poly(ADP-ribose) polymerase family member 4 (gene PARP4). The record is from RefSeq and is a predicted model, not a curated record. The transcript has 36 exons. Lineage: Eukaryota; Metazoa; Chordata; Aves; Charadriiformes; Scolopacidae. Bases 1596 to 6959 code for a protein of 1787 amino acids. Gene Ontology annotation, molecular function: NAD+ poly-ADP-ribosyltransferase activity.
GGGCAGGGCCGCUCCUGAGGAGGCGGAAGGCUGUGACUGCGCAGAGUUCUCCGGCGGCCGUCCCGUCCCGUCCCGUCCCGUCCCGGCGCGGUGUGCGUGAGGAGAUUCCUCUCCAGUGAGCUGUCACCCACCCCCCCAGGGCGUGGGGCUUUGUGCGAGGGUGGUGCUUUGGACUUUCACCGCGCUUUUAUUGGGGCUAGCUGUACCCUUUUAAUCUUUAAAUAGCUGCAGCGAGGGAGGAACGGAGAGAUAAACGAGGAAAAAGCAUCCUCUGGCUUUCUGACAUUCUGCGCUUCAGGCAUGCUGUGUCUUCCCCAGCGAAAUUAGCGUCUUCCCCUGGACUCCAGCAAGCGGCAGUGCCGCCCUCCGAGGUGCUUGUGGUGCUUCGCAGGCUGUGACCGGUUUUUGCAGCUUUUCUGGGCAGGUACAAACCCGGGCUCCAGGCUGUGUAAACCCGGGGAUGCCUUUCCGUUGCCUGCUACUGGCUUUAUUUUCACUGUUCACUUUCUGUAGUUCCACAGGGCUCUUUCUGCUAAACUUCCCGUCAUCUUUCCUGCACUGUGACUGUGGCUGUCAUGAAUAUGUUGUCUACGUGAUUGUCCAUAGUUUGCAUUCUGCUUUAACAGUGGGAAGCUGCUGAGAGAAUACAAGGAUUUGUACUCGUGCUCUUUUAAAGCACAGCAUCCCAUUUAGUCCCUUUGACAUCUUUAACAGGAAAAUACAGCAGAGGUUUGUUUUCAGUUCAUCUGAGCACUGAAGGCCUUACUGGACUACAGAUUGUUCACAGUCUAUUGCUGGAUGAUAAAAAAAAAUAUUUUGGCUCCCUCUCUGCUAAAAAUAUAACCCACUGCUAACAAUAGUGUGGCAUUUGUGGGUUCAUCAUGGAGCACAAGUUUCUGUGCUUGUGUGAAAUCCUUGUGAGGCUAUUGGGGCCUUAUGGAUCCCCACCAACAUAAACUAAAAAAUUGUAAAAUAAAAGCAGUGGUAGUUGUCAGCAGCUCCGUUUUGUAUAACUUCCUUAUUUGGUACUGCAGCAACAUGGUACUUCAGUUAUAAAAGUGUUUUAUCAGUAUUUAAUUAAUUCUCAACACACAGGUUAAAUACAAUAGUUUUCUAUUCUGGUUUUGAAUCUUGGAAAGUCAAAACACUGCUAAAAUUCCUUGAGAGUGUGGUUCUCUACAGAAUUAGGGGAAGAGAGGCUAGCAUUCAGUGGUAGCAUUCAUCAACAAUGAAGGAGAAUAAAAUCUUCACUCAAGGGAGAGAAAAACUGCCAGGGAUAAACUUUGAGCAGGUUUCAGCCCUAUUUCCUGCUUUCUGACAGGUAUUCCAAAGUUCACUUGGGCUUUAACAGUGGCAAUUUUCUUCUCCUUCCUAGUGCAGUGAGGGUUACUGCUCCUUAUUGUGCAGUAGACUGCACUUUGACUGGCUUUGACGUCUAUUUGACUGGAUUGCUGUCCUUUUGGGCAUUUUUACAGGGAGGUAUGAGUGUGUUCUAGCCCUUCCUACCUACAACGCCCGGGCUCUCGGUUGAACCUCACGCUGUUGAGGAAGCAGGAAGAUCCUUCAGGGAGGGCGGCUGCCUGAGCGGGAGGGGAAUGGCAGUCUUUGCAGACUGUGCAUUCUUUGUUAAAGUUAAAUACUUGCCCAUUCAGGAGAAGAGCAGGCUGAAAGCAUGCAUACAAGAAAAUGGUGGAGUAGUUAAUUAUGUGCUUAAUCACAAAAGUACACACAUUCUUGUGGACACCGCUGAUGUCCUCAGCUGUCGUGAUCGAAAAACUAUUCAGAAGUAUCAGCUGCCUGUUUUAAGUCCAGAUUUCGUUUGGAAAUCAGCUGAAAAGGGGAAGCUUUUACAGAUCGAUGCAUUUAAGGUUAAUAUAUCACAAGAUGACACAUCUGACCGAAGGCAGGAUGUGGAAAACCUGUCAUCUCCUGAAAAUAAAAAUGCCACAAAGAAAAAUGAAAACGACUAUUCCAACCUUACUAAAGACAGCGAGAGAAGAAUUGAGUCCAAAGUGGGGACUCUUAGAUUUUACAGUGAAAAUGAUCAAGAUACUCCUUUUUUCCCCCAAGAUUUUGAAGUUGCAAAAUACAGCGUCCUUGAAAAAGUCAACUCCAUGGAAAGCAAAGAUUUUGUAGUUGUUGAAUUACAGUGUUCACAAGAGCUUUGCGAGUUCCCGUUUCGACUAUAUGCAAACUUCAGUACAUCAGAUGGAACAAAGAAUAAUAAGCAAUUUGUAACUAAUACUCCUGAAGAAAUAAGAGAAAAGUACGAGACUUUCAUUGCAGACUUGAAGAAACAGGAUUUCCUGCUCAGAGAAACAUUUCCACCAGAAGCAGAACAUUUAGCUUCUACAAAAUUGCAACAGUUACAUCUAGAAGAAGCCAUCUAUUCAAGUGCUAUAUGUCAGGAAGUUAGUGAUUUUGUGGAACUGAUAUGGGCAGAAGCUGUUGGCCACCUGGAUAAUUUGCUACUUGAAUCAGUAAACAACAUAAGUCUAAAUGAUGUGAGCAAAGCAGAAGGUAUUUUACUCCAAGUAAAAAAUGCACUGGAUGAAGGAGCUGGCGAGGUGGCACUGCAAGAGAUGAUGAUGGAAUUCUAUCGAGUUAUACGUCACAAAACUGAAAUAGACUAUAAAGUUUCCAAAAAGCUGUUAUCUAAGAAACAGGACCUGUGUCAGCUAAUCAGAGACAUGCUUAAUAUACGUGAAACGAAUAUCUCAUGCCCAAACCCGUCAUCUUUGGCCAAAUACCAGGCUCUGAGGUGCAAGAUUGAAGCUGUUGACUCGAGGAGUUCUGAAUUUCAAGAUGUUGAACAACUAGUGUUAAAAAACAAUUACAGUAACUGUUCAGUGAGAAUUUUACAAGUGUAUAGGGUUGGCAGAGUAACUGAAAGAGCAGAAUUUCUGAGCAGUCUUGGAAACAUUCGAUCCUUAUUCCAUGCAUCAUCUGUGCGCAACUUCAUGGGAAUUCUUUCCAGAGGGCUGCUAUUGCCGAAAGUGGUUGUUGAAGAUCACGGCCUGGAGAGAACUGACAUUGGGAAUCUGGGCAGUGGCAUUUACUUCAGUGAUUCUGUUAGUGCCAGUAUUAAGUAUUCUUCACCCAGUGAAAUGGAUGGGACCCGGCUCCUGGCAGUUUGUGACGUGGCACUUGGAUCCUGCUUAGAUCUGUAUGAGCGAGAUUAUUCAUUAAAUAAAGCACCAUCAGGUUUUGACAGUGUGCAUGGAGUCCGUAGAACAGGAGACAUCUCUUCAGACUUUGAGGAUGAUGAAUUUGUUGUGUAUGAGACCCGUCAGGUUAAAAUUAUGUAUGUCGUUAAGUUUUGCCUUGCUGAAGAUCAAAUAAAGCAAUUCCAGCCUGAAGUUGGGAUGGAACUGGAGAAAGAUAACCAUGAGCCAGAGUCGCAAUGUCAUUUACAGCAUGAGAGCUAUGAAUUACCAAAUGCAAAUCUUUCGAAUUCUGUAAAAACUGGUCUUCAGGACAGAUUGGGAAAUCCUGUCCCUCUGGAAGGUAUUUACAUCAAAGCGAGGAUAAUAGACUUUGUAGCACAGGUAGUAAUGUUUCAGACCUACACCAAUCAAAACAGUAAACCGAUUGAAGCUAAAUAUGUCUUUCCUUUGGAUGAUAAAGCUGCUGUUUGUGGAUUUGAAGCUUUUAUCAAUGGAAAACACGUCAUUGGAGAGGUUAAAGAAAAGAAACAAGCACAUAGGGAGUAUCGGAAAGCGAUCAGUCAGGGUGAUGGAGCCUAUCUAAUGGACCAAGAUGCACCGGAUGUUUUUGUAAUAAGUGUUGGAAACUUACCUCCAAGUUGUACAGUUGUGAUCAAAAUCACCUAUAUCACUGAACUGAGUUUUCAGCAUGGUUGCAUCACCUUUCAUCUGCCUGCUUCUGUGUCACCAUGGCAACAGGACAAAGCAUUAAAUGAAAAGACACAGCAUACAGUAAAAAAGGUUUGUGUUAAAGGAGUAAGACGACAGAAAAAUGGAUUUUCUGUGGAUAUGUCUAUUGAGAUGCCAUCUACUAUUGAACGCAUACACAGUUGGACACAUGAACUUAAAAUAAAGAAAACAGACUGCAAGGCUGUAAUUAAGACUGUGGAGAACAGCUCUUUGGACAUUAGUGGCUUUGUUCUAGAUAUCUGGAUUUCUCAGGUCUACCUUCCUCGAAUGUGGGUGGAGAAGCAUCCCAACAAAAGGAGUGAGGCUUGCAUGCUUGUAUUCCAACCAGAGUUUGAAACAGCACUUGAAGAGGAGCACCUGUGCAGUGAAUUUAUUAUUUUAUUAGAUUGCUCGAAUUCUAUGGCAGGUCCAGCUCUACACCAAGCAAAGCAGAUUGCUUUACGUGUUUUGGAACUACUUGGUUACAGACAAAGAGUGAAUGUAAUCAAAUUUGGCACAAAUUUCACAGAGUUUUCUUCUUUUUCAAUGAAUAUCAUAAAUGAUGUGGAAUCACUGAAAAAGUUUAUUAUGUCUGCUACUGCAACAUCGGGAAACACUGAUUUAUGGAAGACCUUACGUUACUUAAGUCUGCUGUUUCCUUCUCAAGGACACCGGAACAUUCUUCUUAUAUCAGAUGGGCACAUUCAGAAUGAGAAUGUGACCUUCCAGAUUGUGAAAGAUAAUGUCCAACAUACAAGGUUAUUUACAUGUGGCGUUGGUUCCACAGCAAAUCGACACAUGCUGAGAUCUUUGUCCCAAUAUGGUGCUGGAGCAUUUGAAUACUUUGACCUGAAAUCAAAGUGUAACUGGGAGACAAAGAUACAGAGCCAGGUGUCUAGAAUACUGUCUCCAGGAUGCAGUUCAGUUUCUAUUAAAUGGCAACAGUUUAAUAUAGACGCACCAGAGCCAAUGCAGGCUCCUGCUCAAAUACAGUCUUUAUUUAACAACGAGAGACUUCUUGUCUAUGGAUUCAUCCCUCACUGUACGCAGGCCACCUUAAGAGCAAUAAUAAAUGAUCAAGAACUACAGACUGUGGUGUCAACUACUGAACUACAGAAGACGACAGGAACAGUUCUGCACAAACUUGCAGCAAGAGCUUUCAUUAACGACUACGAAGAUGGGAUUCUUCAUGAGAAUGAAACAGAACAUGAGAUGAAGAAACAAACCCUGAAAAACAUGAUUAUUCAGCUCAGCUUGGAGAACUCAAUUAUAAGCCAGUUUACAAGCUUCGUUGCAGUUGAGAAAAGGGAUGCUAGUGAAACUUGUUCUGCUGAUGCUCCAAACAUCCUGGAAAUUAUAGCUCAAGAAGAUGUAGAUUUUUUACCUUACAUGGACUGGGACCAACAGACAAUGGAAUCUGACUCCUUAAUUGGAGGCCUUACUUGUACCUCAGCACGUUUCACAGAAGUAGACAGUGUUAAUUCAGCUGUUUGCCUAAGUGAGAAAGAUGAACCUGAAAGCUUGCAAUUGCAAUCAGAAGAAGUUCCUGUUAGUCAGAAGAGCACGUCACCAAAGAACAUGGCGCAGGACUCUGUAAAUGUUCCUGAACUUGAAAGUGAUAUUUGCAGUCUCCUAUCAGCUUUCAGUUUUGAUAGAGAUAUCACAACGAAGAGAACAUCGUCAGGAACAAUGUCACCUUCACCACAAGAGCUUCAUCCGCUCCAAGUUGCUGAACUUUCCACAUCAGUUGGUUUUAAACCUAAGCCAGGAGGAGGAAUUGAUCUGACUCAACAAAAAUCACUUCAGUCACCUGCACUUAAAAAAUCAGAUGUUUGUCUGGAUUCCCCUCAACGUGCUCCUCCUCCUCCUCCUCCCCUUGUCGGUGCUGCUCCAAUGUUGGUGAAAGGUGCGGAACAAGCUGAUUCUUCUGGUGCUGCUCCGAUGCAGCCUUUAGUAUUUUGUUCGGCUGCCCGUUUUGGUGCUCCAAUACAGAAAUCUUCAUUUGGCUCAGCUCCCCCUUGUCCUACUCCAGCACAGGGUUUUGGAUUUGGUUCAGCUACCACUUUUGGUGCUCCGAUAGGGAGUUCUUCAUUUGGCCAAGCUCCCCCUUGUGCUGCUCCACCGCAGGGUUUUGGAUUUGGUUCAGCUAUCCCUUCUGUUACUCCACUGCAGAAUUCUUCAUUUGGUUCAGCUGCCCCUUGUGCUGCUCCGGUGCAGCGUUUUCGAUUUGGUUUAGCUGCCCCUUGUGCUGCUCCGAUGCAGGAUUCUGUAUCAGGUUCAGCUGCCCCUUGUGCUGCUCCAUUGCAGCAUUUUCGAUUUGGUUUACCUGCCCCUUGUGCUGCUCCGAUGCAGGAUUCUGUAUCAGGUUCAGCUGCCCCUUGUGCUGCUCCAAAGCUGAGUUCUCUGCUUGGCUCAGCUACCCCUCCCUGCACAAAUUCUGAAAUGACUAAAAAACGAGUUGGUCUCAAAGCUCCUGUUGGUAAAGCUUAUACAAAAGAGUCAUCGCACCAGAUGAAGCACUGUAUGAAAAAAGCAGUAUGUCAGCCUGACGUUAUGGCUCCUGAAGAAGGAUUUACUGAGGAAUUCAAGGCUGUGGAACAAUUAAAGAGCUUCAAGAGGACAAAGAAAGGCAAGAUUCAACAGAGAAAUGAGUUGACUUCUGUAAACUGGAAAGAAAUUUUUGUGCUCCAAAAUCAGGAUGGCUCUUGGAAUCUCAGUCUGCAGUUGGGAAAAAUCUUGAAAUUUGAUGCUGAUGAUUUAAUUAACAAUUUCCUUAUUAAAAAAGGCAUUCAGUCACUUGGCCCAAAUGGAAAAGAAAAGCUACUGCAGUUGAUCGCUACUCUUCUUGUGCUACAGUUCAUACGCUGCAAAAAGGAAUUUAAAGGGAUAGUUUUCAAAACCCUGAUGAAACUGGAUGAUUCAUCUAAUUCAAGUGCUGUUCAUUGGGCUUAUGAGUCGAUCAAGAAGGCAGUUGAGUGGGUAAGAAGAACUGAAAGGCAAUUUCCAUCUAUUUGCUAUCGACUUGAACUUGGGAAAGACUGGGAUUCUGCCACCAAGAAAAUACUGGGUAUCAAGUUUAUCUAACGUCAAUUCUCCUUCUACUGAAAAUAUUUAAUCACAUAAUAGCAGAGUUAGCUUUCUUUGCAGUCUUACAUAAAAUGUUUAAAUUGAGAAAAUUUGUUCUUAUAUCAUUACUGAAUAAUAAUUCUCAUAGUCACAGACAAAAGUAUGGAAUUGAGUCUUAGUGAGUCUUGAUUUUACAUAUAUGUAGUAUUUUACUUGUAACUGUUAAAGAUACCAUAACAUUUCCAUUUUUUACAGCAGUCUUUUCAGUUCAUUGCACAUUAUAAGAACUCCUUUUAUAAUAUCUUUGUUUUGAUUUCUCCUAAAAUCUUAUGUACUUCUUUAAUGGCACAGUAAAGAAAGCAUCAUGUAGUAAUUUAGUUAAAUAUGGCAGGAGAUGUUUGGACAGAUAUAAGAAUGUGAUAAACAAAGAACUAAUAAAUAUCUUCAUAACAUAUCA